Gossypium arboreum is the source of this 2014-nucleotide messenger RNA. RefSeq names its product dihydrolipoyl dehydrogenase 1, mitochondrial. Lineage: Eukaryota; Viridiplantae; Streptophyta; Magnoliopsida; Malvales; Malvaceae. Bases 248 to 1777 code for a protein of 509 amino acids. Gene Ontology annotation, molecular function: dihydrolipoyl dehydrogenase (NADH) activity; flavin adenine dinucleotide binding. The record is from RefSeq and is a predicted model, not a curated record. Gene Ontology annotation, cellular component: mitochondrion; oxoglutarate dehydrogenase complex. The transcript is spliced from 2 exons.
GUCAUUUCUUUAUUGGGAAGAACACAUCUAAGUCAUGCACAGUCACCGCAGAGAAUCGCCAAUUACAGAAAUCUGAGGAGCCCCCAGAUGGGCCAAUGUGGCAAAAGACAUUAUAAUCUGAAGUGAAGCAACGGUUUUGAUCAGUACAGACCCAAAAUUUCUCGCAUCUUUGUUUGUUCAUAAAAUAAUAGUAUAGUUUUCUUAGAAAAACCAGAGUGAAAGAAAAAAAAAAAGAAGUAAAAGAAAAAUGGCUUUGGCAAGCUUGGUGAGAAGAAAGGCAUACCUUUUGUCUAGAAACCUGUCGAAUUCGCCCGCAGAUGCGUUGAAAUACUCUUUUUCACUCAGCAAUUUCUCGAGGGGUUUCGCUUCAGGAUCUGAAGAGAACGACGUCGUCGUCAUCGGCGGCGGACCCGGCGGCUACGUGGCAGCUAUCAAGGCUGCACAGCUAGGUCUCAAAACAACCUGUAUCGAGAAGCGUGGUACCCUCGGUGGUACUUGCCUUAACGUUGGUUGCAUCCCAUCUAAGGCGCUUCUUCAUUCAUCCCACAUGUACCAUGAAGCUACGCAUUCAUUUGCUGGCCAUGGUGUGAAAUUCUCCUCUGUUGAGAUUGAUUUGCCUGCCAUGAUGGCCCAAAAGGACAAAGCUGUUUCUAAUCUUACCCGUGGUAUCGAAGGUCUGUUCAAGAAGAACAAGGUAAACUAUGUCAAGGGCUAUGGCAAAUUCAUUUCUCCCUCUGAAGUUUCUGUAGACACUAUUGAAGGUGGGAGUACUGUUGUAAAAGGCAAGAAUAUCAUAAUUGCUACUGGUUCCGAUGUCAAAUCUUUACCUGGUAUCACCAUUGAUGAGAAGAGGAUUGUGUCAUCGACUGGAGCUUUAGCUUUGCAAGAAGUCCCUAAGAAACUCAUAGUCAUUGGGGCAGGGUACAUAGGGCUUGAGAUGGGUUCAGUUUGGGGCCGAUUGGGGUCAGAAGUUACUGUUGUUGAGUUUGCCCCAGAUAUUGUUCCAUCAAUGGAUGCAGAAAUCCGCAAGCAAUUCCAACGUUCACUCGAGAAGCAGAAGAUGAAAUUCAUGCUCAAAACUAAGGUGGUAGGUGUUGAUACUAGUGGAAAUGGUGUGAAGUUGACGGUUGAACCCGCUGCUGGUGGUGAUCAGACCACACUUGAAGCCGAUGUUGUUCUCGUCUCUGCUGGUAGAUCUCCAUUCACUGCCGGACUUGGCUUGGACAAGAUAGGAGUGGAAACUGAUAAGAUAGGACGGAUUUUAGUCAAUGACAGAUUCGCUACAAAUGUGGCUGGUGUUUAUGCUAUUGGAGAUGUAAUUCCAGGGCCUAUGCUAGCCCACAAAGCAGAAGAAGAUGGUGUUGCUUGUGUCGAGUUUAUAGCUGGUAAACAUGGUCAUGUUGAUUAUGACAAGGUCCCUGGAGUUGUCUACACUCAUCCUGAGGUUGCAUCUGUCGGGAAGACCGAGGAGCAGGUUAAGGCACUUGGUGUCGAUUACCGUGUUGGGAAAUUCCCUUUCUUGGCAAAUAGCCGAGCCAAGGCUAUUGAUGAUGCUGAAGGAAUAGUCAAGAUAUUGGCUGACAAGGAGACAGACAAAAUUCUUGGAGUCCAUAUUAUGGCACCAAAUGCGGGAGAGCUCAUCCAUGAAGCAGUCCUUGCCAUUAAUUAUGAUGCAUCAAGUGAGGACAUCGCUCGAGUGUGCCAUGCACAUCCUACAAUGAGUGAGGCAUUGAAGGAAGCUGCAAUGGCCACCUAUGACAAGCCAAUUCACAUCUAGAAAUAUGGAUUUUUACAUGUUAUUCUUCAUUUUGAUUUAUGUUUGAAAAUUUUCGAGAUUGACUCGGCAGCAGUCAGCACAACUGUUCAUUUUCUUGUUUGUCCUUACUCGAAACAGAUGGCGUGCUUGAAUAGACAUUUGCCAUUCAUCGUUUACAUUUUCCCAAUGGCAUAUAAUAACUCAGCAUGUUCAGUCCUCUGUUUGAUCAUUGAUAUGCAAUUAAUAACUUGAAGCAAA